AUGCCUUUCAUCAAUAUCACACACAACGAACUAGCAUCCUAUAUAUUGAACUCAGCCAAUACCAGCAAAUUGAUUUCAACACCGUCUUUCUCUCUAUCACUCCAGUUUCUCAACAGCACUGAACCUCUUCUCCCGAGAAGACUUCACAGACUGCACCGUCGAGAUACAAGUCCUGGAAUUGUUGGAAUAGUAGUCGGUCUAGCUAUCUUGAUCACCAUCCUAGGAGCCAUCUUGUUCAGAUGGAACUGGAAUCACUUUAAACAAGCAAAGUCUCAAAAGGACCAGAAGCAGCAUAAGAAACAACACUACAUGCAUUCCCACAGUCAUCCUCAUCAACGCCAUCACUCUCACAGGCGACAUCGAGCAGUGGCUCACCACGACGCUGAUCUCGAAGAGAACCAACAAGGCUACGGGUCCGAACAAGAGGAGCAAACCCACCCCUUCCGACACCGCUCAGACUGUCAGCAUUUUAGACUUCAUCACAGACAGGAUCCUGCUCGCGAUUGGACUCCGCAACAGCCUGAACCUGCAUUUCAUCCUUGGGGUCGACAUCGACAACAGGUUCGCAUACCGAAUGAGAUGGAUGCGCCUCAGAGGUGA
Molecule: messenger RNA, 600 nt
Organism: Fusarium poae
Lineage: Eukaryota; Fungi; Ascomycota; Sordariomycetes; Hypocreales; Nectriaceae
Exons: 2
Coding region: 1-600 (199 amino acids)
Source: RefSeq, a predicted model, not a curated record